GUGCUCGGCAGGUCAGGACUUGUGUUUGUUUCGCUUUGUGGAACUGCAGGAUGAUUCCUACUCCUGGGGUUGGAGUUCAGGUCCUCAGCAGACACAUCCGCCUCUGUGCCUUUGAUGGAACUCAGGUGUUGAGUAACAUCCACACCGUGAGGGCAACCUACAACUCUAAAAGCCCCAAGACUUGGAGCUUCUCUCCAAAGAUGACAGGUAUGCUACCCACGCUCCUGGAUGGGGACUGUUUCCUACGCUGCAACUCUUCGUCUCCUGACCUAGGGAUCCUCUUUGAACUGGGAGUCACCUUUAUACGGAAUGUAUGAC
This is a messenger RNA of Monopterus albus (swamp eel), 318 nucleotides long. Its product is annotated as nephrocystin-1-like. The coding region runs from base 51 to 317 and encodes 88 amino acids. The record is from RefSeq and is a predicted model, not a curated record. NCBI's taxonomy places the organism in Eukaryota, Metazoa, Chordata, Actinopteri, Synbranchiformes, Synbranchidae. Gene Ontology annotation, biological process: protein localization involved in establishment of planar polarity. Gene Ontology annotation, cellular component: cilium; cytoplasm. The transcript has 3 exons.